Messenger RNA from Tachysurus fulvidraco (yellow catfish), 5348 nucleotides. RefSeq names its product DLEC1 cilia and flagella associated protein (gene dlec1). Lineage: Eukaryota; Metazoa; Chordata; Actinopteri; Siluriformes; Bagridae. The coding region runs from base 271 to 5313 and encodes 1680 amino acids. The record is from RefSeq and is a predicted model, not a curated record. The transcript has 38 exons. Gene Ontology annotation, biological process: negative regulation of cell population proliferation.
CGCGCGCUAAGAGUGUGGCUACAUCAAAACAAACUCCUGACAGGAUUUAACGAGCGCUUUAUAAACUUUUUAAGGUUUCAUAUUUAUCCGUUCUUUCGUUUAUUUAUUCACAUACGUAUCUGUAUGAACUUUUCCCCUCUGUAUUUCCAUUUAUAUUUAUAUUUGAAUGUUUUGUAUGUAAACGUUACAUUAUUACAUAUUACAAUACAGUCACAUGCUAACUAACGUUAGCCGAAUUAAAUUAGCGAGCAAUAAAUUUGUCUGAUAAAAAUGUUGGAGGAAUCUGAUCAGAAAUGUGAGAUUGACAUCGAGCCCUCUGUAAACCGACACAAACCAGCAUCAGAGAAAACUCAGGACAUUUCUCAUUUGCUGGCAAGUAUAUUUAAGGACCAGUACACGAGAGAGGUCAUAGGAAAAGACACUGUCGCGAAUCUUACAAAAUCAUACAAGAAAGGAAAUGACCACCAUGCCAAAUACGUAGAGGCACUUCAGCAAGUUCAUUCGAAGUACAACAGUCGGAUUCAAGAGGCAGAUAUGUUGGAGGAGCACAUCAUUCAGGCUCGGCUGAAGGCCAGUGUUACAGAAGAGCAUGUCCAGUCUCAGCUCAUGGAGGGUGUGGAAGAAUCUUACCAUCAGCUUGGCUUACCCCCAGUUAGGUCAACCUUUAUGUGGUGUGUGGACAACAGACUCCUCAAGAAUCAUAACCUGAUUUGCCCCCAGGACUACAUAACAGAGCAAGUGGCAUUUGUUAAAGCUCCACGAGGGAAAUCUGUGCCUGGCUUUGCUCAGCCAACUGUGUCUUACAACAUGCACGUGUCCACACAACCCCAGGAUGACGGCUAUACACUAAUCCCUGAGCCUGCUACAGCCCAGAGUCUUCUGGAGGAGUCGGAGGGGACACUCACAUUGUCCUCAGAGGAAACUUUCUCUAUUAGAAUGGAUUCCUCUCAGAAAGUAUGCCAGGUGCCUAAACCAUUAGGCAAGGAGAAGUCAAGACCGGAGGACAGUGCCGCUUUACAGAAGCUUAAGAAGUGCCAAAACUUUCUGCGCAAUCCUCACUUUGAGCCUCUGAGUCAUCUAAGAGGGGGAAAAUCUCUCAUCAAACCAGAGAAGAAAGUGGAGAAAGGAAAAAAGCACAAGAAAGAGAGCUCUAGCCCUGAAGAUCCAGUGCCGAUUUUCAUCGCCAACCCACCCGUAGUCCUGUUCACUGACUACCAGAUCGGAGACGUCUACGAGACCACAGUGGACCUGAGGAACAUUACUGCUGCCAGCCGUCACGUGCGGGUCAUCCCUCCCACAACACCACACUUCUCUAUUGGUCUUGGCAGGUUCCCUAGUGAUGGAGGUACCGUAGCUCCUGGUAUGAGUUGUCAGUACACGGUGCGCUUCGCCCCUGACUCUCUGGCUCAUUAUGAGGACUUCCUGGUGGUUGAGACACAGUCACCGCAUCCCCUGAUUAUACCAUUGGAGGCCCACAGACCCCCACCAAUACUCACGUUGCCUGCUGUCUUGGAUCUGGGCUACUGCCUGGUUGGUGGGGUGAAGUCCAUGAAGCUGUUGUGCCAUAACGAUGGUUAUAGUGCUGGAACCUUCUGCAUCAUGCCCAAAAGACAGUGGCCUGCUUCCAGUCUCAGGUCUGCAGUGAAAGCCUGCUUUGCAGAGGAGCCUCCGUUUGCGAUCAGCCCCUCUUUGUUCUGCUUGCUCCCAGGCCAGGUCGAGGUCAUGCAGGUUGUUUUCUUUCCCACGACAGCUCAGAGCUUCGCUCAGAGCUUCACCAUCGUCUGUGACAACUGUCAAGUGAAGGAUUUCUCUAUACAAGGCACAGGUCAGCUGGUCAUGCUGGAGCUGGUGGCAGUAGAGGGUGGUGAGGAUGUGCCCGCACUCGGGGAACUGCGUGAUCUGACUGCCGAUCAUUUUAUAAGAUUUGAACCGACCAACGUGCACUCUGUGCUCCAAAAAAAAGUGAUAAUCAAGAACAGCACGCAUUUGGAGCUUCCAUUUCACUGGCGAAUCAUGAAGCCCAACCUGCAGUGUGUGCUGCCUGGAGAGGUUCCAGAUCCAUCAGGCAUCCAGCAACAAGCUACCACUGACAACGCCUUCAGCAUCAGUCCAGCGACUGGCAUGUUGGCUCCUGCACAAGAGUGUGUUUUCCUCCUUACUUACUGUCCAGAUGAGCUUAGGGAUUAUCACAGUGUCUGUCACUUGGUCAUACUGGACGUUCCAACUUUGCAUAAGAUUCAUGACGAUAGUAAUGCUUCUGAGCAUUCGGACCCAGUCGAUGACGUGAUAGCAAUGGAGCUUGAAGUUAAAGGCUCCACUGAGCCAUUCAGGAUCCUGCUAGAGCCGUACGCCCUUUUCAUACCAGGGGAGAGCUACAUACACACCCCCAUCCGCACGAGAUUUAAGAUGUGGAAUCACAGCAAGUCACCUAUUUGUUUUCAAUGGGAGUGUAUCAGCGACUGCCACAGUGUUCAAGUUGAGCCCUCAUUAGGGAAAAUAGAAACGAAUGAGUGUUUUGAUAUGGAGCUGGUUUUGAUUGGAGGCCGACCGGGUUGCCUAACCACCAUGCUUAAGUGUCACAUUCAACACCACCCAAACCCAGUCCUCCUGGCCAUAGAGGUCACGUUUAAGGGGGCAGACUUGUCUGUAAAUGUGCCUAGUGUUGACCUGGGGCUCCUGGAGCUGGGUCAGGAACUUUGCACUAAUCUGCAGAUUAGCAACAGCAGCCCUUUAGAGGCCCAGUGGAGCCUGAAAGAGCUGCCGACAGACCCUGCACUCAGUGGACAGGUGAGCAUGGAGCCCAGUCAAGGUGUUCUGCCUCCUUCAUCUUCAUGCAGUGUGAAUGUGAUUUUCAGAGCCAUGUGCUGUCAGAGCUUUGAGUCUGUCCUGCAGCUCUCUGUGCUGAAUGGCACUGGAUGUUACCUGCCUGUUCGAGCUGAGGUUCAGUGUCCUCAGGUGUGUUUGCUGAACGAUCAGAUGGUGCUGCCUGAGCUGUACGUAGGAGUUGCACAGAACGUCAAAGCAACGCUGUUUAACCAAACUCUCCUGCCAGCACACUUCAUGUGGAGAAAGGAGCUCCAGGGCCCUCAGGCUCAUCUCUGCUCUGCCAGCUUUACUCCAUCCUCUGGCAGUGUGGGGCCCAACAAACACAUGGAGAUUACUGUGUCUUUCACCACACACACUGAUGAGGAAUUGACUGAAGUAGUAGCUGUGUGUGAGGUGGAGGGAAUGGAGAAACCGCUUGUGCUCAGCUUCCGCUGCAAAGCCAAGGGUCUGAGUGUGUCGUACUCUCUGCCUGAUGCAGACCGAGCUGCUUCAGAUGUUACAUAUGUGCAGGAAGUUGUCUUGGACUUCACCAAGGACGAGAAAGUCUUUAUUGGCAAAUCAGUGAACAAACAGCUGCUGAUAACCAAUCACACUGCAAUUUCAGCCUCUUUUCUCAUCGAGGCAGAGGUCUUUGGUGCACACCGGUCCGUGGAAUCGGUCAAAAAGUCUAAAUAUAGGGGUCACUGUGUGAACUCGCCUUCUCUGGUUAUGCGAUCAAAGAAAAUAGAGGAAAAAGAAUACGAAGAUUUUGUGCGUGGACUUCUCUCUCAUGGGAAAGGUGUAGCGUUUUUGGUCGAGCCAGAGAAAGGGACACUGGGCCCUUUUGAAACGGUGGUCAUUAACAUCACCUCUCACAGCAACAUGUGGGGCGAUUACGAAGACCACCUCAUCUGCAAAGUCGGUGAUCUGAAUCAGACGCUUGUUCCAAUGAGAAUAUCUGUGAAAGGUUGCCCUAUAUACUUCCAGAUGAUUGGACCGCAGCCGGAGAACCAGAACCAAGGACCAAAUAUACGAUUUGGAACUCACAUUUCCGGAGGAGACACAGUGUCACGGUCUCUCCGUUUGAAUAACACCAGCACAUACGAUAUCCGUUUGGACUGGCUGACCUACAACAAAGAGCCAGAAGACAAGAAGCUAAUAGACUUGCUCGUGGCAUACGGUGAACCUUUUCCUCUUAAGGACGUUGACGGUAACGAUUUUGUCAGAGGUCCAAACACCCACAUGGGUUUUUUAGCAAGGUCGCAUCAAAGCCAAACUCCCAGCACGGAAGGAAGCAGCUCGUCUCUCAGAAGCACAUCGGAGUGUUCAGAUUUUGUCGAACAGUGUGAAGAAGAGGAUCGAGGAGCAAAAGUUUCUCUGGCUUCAUCAAGAAAACUGUUUUCUGUAUUUAUCAAGCCCCAUGAGGGAUGUACAUCAGAUUACCCAUACUGCAUCACUCCACAACAGAUAGUGGUCCCUGCAGGGGGUAGCAGCACCAUCCAUUUGUCUUUUACGCCUCUCACACUGUCUGAUCUAGCUGCCAGCCACACGUGUGUGGGUUACGCUCUUGGCUUCAUGUCACUGGACUCGAAGGUGGUGCCGAGCCUCGAAGGGAAAGUGACGAGAGCUCAGGGUUACGAGCUGGAACCCCUGAGACUGGACAUGUUGGCGUAUGUUAAACCAGCCAUCCUAACAGUCCAGAUGGAGGAGGACGAAGAUGCUCUGGAGUUCAGUGCUGCUGCCAGUGAUUUACUUGACGGACACACACUCAGACAGGAGCGUGUGACAGUGCGCACGCUGCAACUCAUCAACAGCACUGACAUUCCUCUGAGUUUCACACUCAGCACACAGUGGCCGUUUUCCAUCCUCCAGUACACACAUCAGGGCAGCUCCAACUCUCCACACACACACAGCCUUGCGGGACACACCGAGAGACAACACUCACUGCCACCCAAACACAAUAUGCAGGUCAAGGUGGCUUUUCACCUUUCAGCAUCCCUCCUGACUUGUAGCGAAGCUCCACCUUCUAUCACACUAGUGUGUGGUGACAGAGGAGAAAGGAGACUGAGAAUUCAACAGAGUCUCCUAAUUCAAUACAGGAACAACUCUGUGCAGAGCGUCGCUCUGGGUGCACACUUGGCACUACCCACACUGCACCUCUCCUCUGAUAGCGUUGACUUUGGCACCUGUUAUGUGGGUCAGACCAGAGUUAAAGAAGUGUCCCUUUCUAAUCGGGGCGGCUCCAGCAGUUUCUGGACUUCACUGCUAGGUGUGGAUGCUGAAGAGAGUAAAGUGUUCAGAGUCACACCAGACCAUGGCCUUUUAGAUCCAAUGGAGUGUCCCAGAUCCUCCUCUAGACAAGUGCUAGAGAUCAGCUUCACACCGAGGGAUCAGGAUUUAUUCCAGACCACGUUCACAGUGCGAGGUAUUCUGGGAGAACCCCGUCUUACUCUGCAGAUUCAGGGACGAGGAUCUUUGGACGAGAGAUAUGCAUCCAACCUGACCUGACACCUGAGAAAACAAUAAACACUCCGACAGCUUUA